Molecule: messenger RNA, 1725 nt
Organism: Branchiostoma belcheri (Belcher's lancelet)
Lineage: Eukaryota; Metazoa; Chordata; Leptocardii; Amphioxiformes; Branchiostomatidae
Exons: 2
Coding region: 269-1390 (373 amino acids)
Source: RefSeq, a predicted model, not a curated record
AAAUGAAAUGCUUGACUCCUUUUAUCUGCGGAUAUUGCGUUCUCGCCGUAUGCAGACAAAGGCGUGCGUUAUCCUGUAGUCCGUAUAUAGCUGCCCUGGUGUCGACCCGUACUUACAAUGAUUGCACUGAUUGGUUCUACUGGCCAUGUGCAGUGCGCAGUCCGGUCAACGCAUAAGGGGAAUCCACCAAUGAAAGACCUCGAAAUCUUAUCUAUAAACAUUCAUCCGAGAACAGGGAAGAAAGUCGUUCCGGGCGGCCGGUAAGAAGAUGUCCACAGGUCCGAAGCUGGCAGUCCCGCAAGCAGGUCGACUCGAUCACCAAAUCAGCACCACGGUCAGCAUAAACCUCUCUGUAAGGAUGGCGGGGGCUCGUAAAGAGAAACAAAAGAAGACACCUGUAGUCACGAAAGAACUGGUGCGAGAAGACGUGUACCUGACGGACAGCACCACCCCUCGCCCCGCCCCCAGCCCCAUGGCGGCCGCCCAUAGCCGGCGGAUGCGGGAGAUGGGGUAUCCGGUGGAGAUGAUGGCCGACAAAACUAUGGCCAAACGAACCAUGCGGGACACCGUCCAGGAGAUUCUCAAGCACAGGUCGCUGGACAGACAGCUGCAGAUUGAGAUGAACCGCCAGAGGACGCAGAUGCAAGCAGAGGCACGACAGCUUCGCAAGAAUCUCAGACAACUUAAGUCAAAGUCGACCUCCCAAAAUAUGUCUGAAUCGACCCUUGUACAACACUCGAACCGCGCUUUGCACGCCUCUGUACAGUCGUUGCCAAAUGGAACUAAAACUAGAAGAAGCACUUGGAACGUAACGUCGGGCCGGAUUGUUGCUUUAAAAAGGAUGCAAAAACCAAGCCGGAGUGAAUCAACUGAAGACGCUGGCGACAGUAGUGAGGAAGAGGCUCGUCUGUGUUAUGCUAUUAACGCAGUGCGCAUGAGUCAGGACCCGUCCGUUCUCCCUUCUGCGAUGCAAGGGGCGAAGUCUUCCUUGAGACGUCCCGUACGCCGACACACAGUGGACGUGUCUGGGACAAAGUCUAGGGGAAUUGUCCCCAAACAUCGAUGGCACAGUGUUUCAGGAGAUAGCAAUAUCUCUCCCGAUCUUGUGGCAUCGUUUCCAAAUUCUCCGCCGCUGUCGCAGGGACGGUACCAGGGGAGGGCCUCGUCAGACGUGCGCUCCAGAGACAGCUCCGUACACUCCGUCAAAGAACUGGGUCUGAACUGGCAGCUGCCAUCGCGAAAUUCUACGCCAAGGUCACCAACAGGCAAACGUCACAGAGACCACAAACCACUGACUUCUGAGCUGGAUAGGAGACGAAAGGGGGAGAAAACCCCUGAGAUUCAAGUGACAGACGAAAAACAAACGGACAUGGAGUUAGGAAGGACUUGAUACCUUACUCCGCCAUCUUGAUUAAAAGAUUUGAUGUGUAUAAUGUUAUGACAACAUAACUGUGAUAAAAUGUGCAAGUUCAAAUUAUGGUACGUAAUUUGGUAAUUUCUACUUUAAAACCCAGUGUGCCGGACAAUACUUACAUCAUAGUCACGUGAGUGAGAACUCCCUUAAACUUCUUCAUGAUCAAACUUUCUAUAAAUCACCUGUGUUAUUGCAUUGUUCCAAGUAAAACAUCGUCUAAAAGUUAUGACACUGCCUUUAUAUUUUUACAUAAGGUACAAUAAGAUAUUAAUUGAAUAAAAUGAACAAAUGGUAUAAGUGUAUCAUCAUGU